Planococcus citri (citrus mealybug) is the source of this 1503-nucleotide messenger RNA. It is a transcript of the gene wol, whose product is annotated as Dolichyl-phosphate beta-glucosyltransferase wollknaeuel. Gene Ontology annotation, cellular component: endoplasmic reticulum membrane. NCBI's taxonomy places the organism in Eukaryota, Metazoa, Arthropoda, Insecta, Hemiptera, Pseudococcidae. The transcript has a single exon. The record is from RefSeq and is a predicted model, not a curated record. The coding region runs from base 176 to 1195 and encodes 339 amino acids.
UUUUUUUAAAAUUUUGUCUGUGCCAGCGGUUCUUAUCACGACAUUUCGGUACAAAAAAAGAAACAUCUCCAUUGAUUUUUAUUUCAAUUUGCGUAUGUGUCAACUUGGAAAAACACCUAAAAUGUAGUAAGAAAAGAUAAUUUCCAAUUUUUAAUAUUUUUUAUAUUCACUCGCGAUGUCAUUGACCGAGUUUCUGGAUGUGGGCGAAAACUCGGUGUUAUUAUUUUCCGCAUUAUGUAUCGUGAUAAUCUCCGUGUUGAUCGUACCUUUGUUGAUAUUCAUCACAUCGGUUCCCUUCGCCGAAAUUAUUCGUCACGAGCAAGAAGAAUACUACAUGGAUGAAAAUCAAAGGCUAAUGAAAUUUCCAUCUAUCGAAGAUGACUGGAAGAUUCAUUUGAGCGUAGUUGUUCCAGCAUACAAUGAAGAAAAACGUCUUCCGCCGAUGCUGGACGAAUGUCUGUCAUUUUUAAACCAGCGACAAAAAGAUAACGCCGAGUUCAAUUACGAAGUUAUCAUCGUUAAUGACGGCAGUACCGAUAGCACUGCCUCGGUGGCAGCCGAAUACACAAAAUCGCAAGGAUCGGAAAAAGUACGCGUUUUGAAUCUAGUUAAAAACCGUGGUAAAGGAGGUGCUGUCAGAUUAGGCGUCCUUAGUGCCAGAGGAGCGGUUAUACUGUUCGCCGACGCCGACGGUGCUACGAAAUUCAGUGAUAUUGUGAAACUGGAAGAAGAACUGGAAAACGUCGUCAGCAGCAGCUACCUCAAAUCACCCGAACAAGUUGAUCAAAAAUUAGCCAUCGUUUGUGGCUCGAGAGCUCAUUUAGAGCAAGAGGCUGUCGCUAGUAGAUCUUUUUUUCGCACAAUACUUAUGUAUGGAUUUCAUUUCUUAGUUUGGAUGUUUACUGUUAGAACUAUCAAAGAUACUCAAUGCGGGUUCAAACUGUUUACGAGAGAAGCCGCCACGCAGUGUUUUUAUAACCAACAUGUUGAAAGAUGGGCUUUUGAUGUAGAAAUCUUGUAUAUUGCGAAUCGAUUUCACAUACCGAUCUCAGAAAUAGCUGUCAAUUGGGUCGAAAUCGAAGGAUCAAAGAUCGUACCUAUUUUUAGCUGGAUUCAAAUGGCCUUUGAUUUGUUCAUGAUAUGGUUUAGGUAUUUUAUCGGAGCAUGGGAUAUCACGUUGGUGACCAAAAAGUAAUUUCUGUGAUACAUGUUUUAUCUGUUCAAAAGUCAUCUCUCAAUUAAUUUUGUGUUUUAUCUUUUUUAAUAUUUUAUACGGUAUUGUAACUUAGUUGAUUAAUGUUUAGGCUUUUCAAAAGCGUUGUUUUUUUUCAUCUGCGUCUUUAUGAAAAUAGAAGUAUAUAUGCGAGAUGAAUGUAUGGUUGAGCAUUUAAUUGAUCUUUAAUUUAGUUACGGUAUUAUCCAAUUUUUUUUUGAAAUUUAUAAUACAUAGUUCGUACUGUAUAAAUUACCUACGAUGAAAAUAAAUUUUUUUAAUAUUUCGAA